Molecule: messenger RNA, 1150 nt
Organism: Camellia sinensis
Lineage: Eukaryota; Viridiplantae; Streptophyta; Magnoliopsida; Ericales; Theaceae
Source: RefSeq, a predicted model, not a curated record
CACGCGCGCGCGCGCGCGCGCACACUCUCUUUCUCUCUCUCUCUCUCUCUCGAUCUUUCUCUAUACGUUUCUAGAAGUCUCUUCGCGGUUACAGGGCCAAUCUUGGUUCCCUUUACUCUCUCUCUCUCUCUCUCUCUGUAUCUCUCCUACACACAUAGAAGCUACUCAGCUCAAGGCAAUCGAAUCGUUUCUAAGCUUGCGAUUAUAAUGUCGAAGUUGUUUGGAGGGAAAGAUCCAUUUGAUGACCCCUUCUUCACUCACCCAUUUGGUGGCAUGUUUGGUACCCUAACUGACUCUGGAAAUCGAUCAAAGGAAGUAACUAUUGAAGAAUUGGACUCAGAUGGGAACCCUCUGAAUCUGAACCAUUCUGAUCAGCCAAACAAGGAACUAAUUGUUAAGAACCCUAAUGCCAAAAAUGGUAAUGGGACAAAGAGUUUCAGCUUUAAGAGAGUUGCAUAUGGUGGUUUGAAUGGGAUAUAUUACACUGCCUCUGUCACUAGAAAGACUGGUGAUGAUGAGGUGGUUCUGAUGGAGAUCAAUGAGGAAGAUAAGACAGUAGGGGAAGCGCUGAAUACAAUUUCUAGAGGGGUCCACGAUAAGGGCCAUUCAGUUACGAUGAAGCGUACUUCAGAUGGUAAAGUGGACACAAUGCAGACUUUACACAACUUGAAUGAAGAUGAGCUUGCGGGAUUUGAAGAGACUUGGAAAGCUAAUGCUCAGAAUUUGCCCCCUGACUGGAACAGCGGGUUCAAUUUGCUUGAGAAUGCAGAUGCCAGCCGCAUUGGAUGGGAUUGGUGGCCAAAGUGGGGUGGUUGGGCUCUUCCAUCUACAGAGCAGUCGGGAGAUGCUGGAGGAACCGGGCCUGUCGUCGAAGCUGGGACUUCUUCCAGGGGAAGAGCCAAAAAGAUUGUUCGAGUCAACAUAGAAUAGACCCAAUCUGGACGUGUGUGAAGAGUUGAGUUAAUCCUGAAUAUGACCUCAAGUAGUAUUAGGACUCAGUGCUUGCCCUCUCUGUAAUUAAGCUUUGGCUAAGACAUGAUGCACCUUUAAUAUAUCAUGUUAAUAUCUGAAGUUUAUGUAUCGUAAAAUUUGAAUUAUUAUCCCUUUAUCCGUGUGUAUGCAAAUUACUACUUGUGGGCUUGUUUCCAUU